AUGAGAGAUGACGAUGUUAAUGAGUUUAUCGCAUUAACGAAAUCCACGAGACAGACUGCUCGCCACUUCCUGGCAAACAAUAAUGGAGAAUUGAGCUACGCUUUGAACAACUUUUACGAUACUUACGAGAAUGGAUUUAUUGAAGAUAUCAGACCUGUAUCGCAGCAAUUGGUCGAAUUGUUCGAAAAGUACUGUGAUGAGAAAAGUGACGCAGAAAUAACCACGGACGGACUUGUACGUUUCGUAGGAGAUCUGGGUUUUGAACUUGAAGAUCUUGCGACUCUGUGUCUGGCACACGAUUUGAACUGCAAAGGUUUGCAAGACCCAAUUACCAGGGAUCAAUUCGUUGGAGGCUGGCACUCCAUUUUCUGCGACACUUUUGAAGAUAUCAGAACUACGCUCAUCGAACAGAGCGGCAGGCUACAGAGAAACCCAGAGUAUCUAGAGACCAUCUACAAGUAUACUUAUGGUUUGGUUCUCGAGCCAAACCAAAAGGCUCUUCAGCUCGAGUCAGCUCAAGAAUACUGGAAUCUGUUUUUCGGUCGCUCAACAGACGCCAAACUCGCCGUGCAGCCGUCAAACACUUUGCUAGAGCUCUGGCAAGGGUUUCUGAGCUCCCGGGGUCAUAUCAAGAUCAGCCGUGACGUUUGGCAAAUGUUUUUCAAGUUUAUACAAAAAUACUCUACCGUAGAGGCCCUUAAGAGCGAAUACAACGAACUGGACGCGUGGCCUCUGCUUAUAGAUGAGUUUUAUGAGCAUCUUGAAGAUCAGGGAACCUUAUAA
Lachancea sp. 'fantastica' is the source of this 783-nucleotide messenger RNA. Lineage: Eukaryota; Fungi; Ascomycota; Saccharomycetes; Saccharomycetales; Saccharomycetaceae. The record is from the annotation of a GenBank genome assembly.